AUGGAUCCAUUUGAACCUGUAGGGAACCUUCUAGCACGACAAACUGAAGCAGACAUGAACCUCAACAUGACAAGUGUGGUUCAAUCCAGUUUGCCUGCAACGGCUCCUGGCACGUCUCAGCCAGUACUCCAAUCAGAGGAGGAGGAGGAGGAGGAGUUUCCACAACUAUGGGAGGGGGACUUAACCGCUAAACUCAACGGUCAAACUGUCAUCAUUACCAAAUUGAAGGCAGGCUUGUGGACUUGUCUUUCUUUCAGGCUUGCAGAAGAUUGGCCAUCUACAAUGCUAAUAGAUACCUUUGUAUCUCAAAGCUUCUUCGACAAGAUACCAUAUGAUGAAAAAACAAAUGUUCUUGUUUUCGUACCAACAAAUCCACAACAUAUAUUGUUUGAAAAGAUGCAGAAAACCAAGGAUUUGGCAGCCGUACGGUUACCAUCACAGCUGCUGGCACUGAUGGCGCCAGUCGAGAAAGACAAUCCGAUGUCUGGAAUACUUUUCCCUAAGUAUGUAUUCAGAACUAAUUGGUGUUCUGAUGCACCUUUUAGUUCUGAGGAGCUAGGGGGGGCGAUGGCAGAAGAUAUGUCGAAAUACUUGCAAGAUUAG
Erigeron canadensis is the source of this 603-nucleotide messenger RNA. Its product is annotated as mediator of RNA polymerase II transcription subunit 25-like. NCBI's taxonomy places the organism in Eukaryota, Viridiplantae, Streptophyta, Magnoliopsida, Asterales, Asteraceae. The record is from RefSeq and is a predicted model, not a curated record. Bases 1 to 603 code for a protein of 200 amino acids. Gene Ontology annotation, biological process: positive regulation of transcription by RNA polymerase II. The transcript is spliced from 6 exons. Gene Ontology annotation, cellular component: transcription regulator complex; mediator complex.